GACUAUCGAGCUAUCGAUUCCUUCAUGUUCUUCCCGUGCGUAAAACGGAAACGCAACUCAUCUCUCUCUCUCUCUCUCUCUCUCUAAGGCGAGGUUAAGCUCCGGGACUCGGAUCCACACUCCUCAAUGGCGGCGAUGAACCGCCUCUUGAAGCCCUCGCCGAUCUCCUCCUCCGCCGUCGCUUCCCUCCGGAGGUGCCUAUCCACUGCCACCGCGUCUGAGUCCGACGCUCGCCUGAAAUCGCCGUCAUACAGCCACGGUUCUCUCCAUCCGCGCGCGGAUCCCAAAGGGAGGAACGUCCAGUGGGUUUUCCUGGGCUGCCCGGGCGUCGGGAAGGGCACUUAUGGCAGCCGCCUCUGCGCUCUCCUCGGCGUCCCCCACAUCGCCACCGGCGACCUUGUCCGCGAAGAGCUCUCCUCCUCUGGGCCCCUCUCCCACCAGCUUGCAGAGAUUGUAAACCAAGGGAAAUUGGUUUCAGAUGAGAUUAUAAUAAGCUUGUUAUCUAAGAGGCUCGAGUCUGGAGAAGCUAAAGGUGAAUCAGGAUUUAUUCUGGAUGGUUUUCCUCGAACAAUAAGACAAGCAGAAAUCUUGGAUGAGGUCACAGAUAUUGGCCUGGUGGUUAACCUAAAGCUCCCAGAAAGUGUUCUGGUUGAGAAGUGCCUUGGGCGAAGAAUUUGCAGCGAGUGUGGGAAAAAUUUCAAUGUGGCCUCCAUUAAUGUCAAGGGUGAGAAUGGGGGUCCUGGAAUUAGCAUGGCUCCACUUCUUCCUCCUCCACAAUGUGUUUCAAAGCUCUUCACUCGGUCUGAUGAUACAGAAGCUGUAGUAAAGGAGCGUCUUCGUGUAUACUAUGAAAAGAGUCAGCCCUUGGAGGAGUAUUACCGCAAUCAAGGAAAAUUGCUAGAGUUUGAUCUUCCCGGAGGGAUCCCAGAAUCAUGGCCUAGAUUGCUGGAAGCCCUUAACCUCGACCUCGAUGGCCAUGAAGAGAAGCAUUCUGCGGCAGCAUAAACUGCUGUUAAUCAAUUUGUACACGAUCAUUCUUUGCGCGAACAAGACGCAUGCCAAGCAAUUUUGCAGAAUGUUGAGGGCAUUAUUUUGAUUUUAGAUAUCUGCAAGGGAAAUAAAAACAAUCUGGUUGUUAGCGCAGCCAGCCAGCCAGCCAGCCAUGUUAUCAUGGUAGCUACCUAUCUGGGUUUUGGGCAUUUGUUUUACCCAUGGUUCUGUUGUUGUAAGCUAAUAGGAGAGCAUAAGAAUGUUGGGAUUUUAUAAUUAAGUAGUUUCUAUGGUUUUUGAGGA
Molecule: messenger RNA, 1293 nt
Organism: Diospyros lotus (date-plum)
Lineage: Eukaryota; Viridiplantae; Streptophyta; Magnoliopsida; Ericales; Ebenaceae
Product: adenylate kinase-like
Exons: 4
Coding region: 127-1005 (292 amino acids)
Biological process (GO): nucleobase-containing compound metabolic process
Cellular component (GO): cytoplasm; mitochondrion
Molecular function (GO): ATP binding; AMP kinase activity
Source: RefSeq, a predicted model, not a curated record